Messenger RNA from Tilletiopsis washingtonensis, 944 nucleotides. RefSeq lists its product as hypothetical. The annotation marks the transcript as partial. Lineage: Eukaryota; Fungi; Basidiomycota; Exobasidiomycetes; Entylomatales. The transcript has a single exon. The record is from RefSeq and is a predicted model, not a curated record.
GCUAGCGUCAGGGGCAGGGCGCUGCGCCGGAAGAAGCGCCUUGGCUGCUGCUGCGCCUGCCGCUGCGAGAGGGAUGCUUCGGCUCUCGCGGCACCUGCCAGCCGAUGUUGCGUGACUUUCUGAUUCGCUGGGAGGAGAGGUGCUGCCAGAGGGCAGGCCGCGGGCACGGCGACUUUCCGGAGGCCAUGACGAGCGAGGAAAUGCCAGCGCGCCGGAAGUGCCUUGGCAUCGCGGGCAGGAGAGCAGCGCUGCGCCGCACGCCGGCUGUGCUGCACGCGACCUCGGCGGCGCUCUGCUGCGUCUCUGGGAGCGCUCUCAUCUCCUCGAUCCUCGAGCGCUGCUGGAUGAGCUCGCGCACGGCUGAAUCAUCGACAUGCUGCGGAGGAUGCCCGAGCCCAGCUGGCGCGGUGAGUCGCGGGCAGCGCCAAGACCCAGCGCUGCGAGCGGCCAUGCGCACGAAGGCUCUGCGGCAGCUCAGCUGUCGUGCGGCGUUGGCCCGCGCUGUCCCUCUCCGGCGUGCGGGCCGGACGAUGCCGCCGACUCUACUGCGCUGCCGCCCGCCUGCGCCGAUGCCCGCUGCCCGCUGUGCCGCCUCGAGCCGCCGAUGCCGCGAGAGGUGCGGCUCCUCUGCGGCUGCGAGAGCGAGGGCAACAGCGCGCAGCGAGAGCUCGGUGCUGCGCUGCUGCAUCCGUGCCUUGUGGUGCCUAAGCGCCUCUCUCUGCCAGCGCGUGAAGUGCUGCCCUUGCAGCGUCAUCGCGGUGCGCCAAUCACCCCUCUGGCCUCCUGUGGCGCCUGCUCUGCCACGAAUGGCGCAGAUCAAGCAUCAGAGGGGUCGCCGCGAGGGGCUCCGCCGGAUGCAGAAAAAAAAAGCCCCUCAGUGGCAGUCCAGUUUGCGCGCGCUCUCCCACCUCUGCCGGGGGGGAGAGGAGGGGGGGAAGGGCGGC